UUCCAAUUGAAUUGUUCCUUUUAUUCUUCAUAGGCCAUGUAUUUUUGUAUAAUGAUUUAAAGCAUCGCUUUAAUUCGAUCGGCGUGUUUGCUGAUCUUACUAGAUAUUUUCACAAUGCAAAUAGCAUUUUGGGAACGUAUCUGUUACGUAUUUACGUUUACGUAAAUGUGUCGUACAGCAUGUAAGAGCAAAUUAAGAUGUAUGAUGCACUGAAUGCAGACGACAGCCAUCGCUUUCACAGCACCAAGUGUUCUUGACUCCACCCAUGACAGUGAAAGUCAUCAGUGGCUUUAAGUUUGUAUUCAUCCUGGAAAAGAGAAAAAGGGUUAGGUGCUUGGUAUCAACAAUAAUAAGAAGAGAGGAAAAUUGAUCUUUUAUAGGAAAGCAUCGUCAGUCACUAAUGGCUGGACUUCGAGCUAUACGGCGUUUGGGUGAAGGGCUUCUUCCAGGUGGAGAGCUUAGACGACUUCCUGGACGAAACGAACAUGAUAAUGUAGUAGAUGCUUUGCUGUCAGAACUGGACAUGCAUAUCAAAGAGCUGGAACGAUACUACAGAGAAAAAGAGCUUGAGGAGAGAAGACUUCGCACUGGAGCAGAUUACAGUUGGCUUAUCUCUUACACUCCCAAAAGUUAUGAGAUGCCUCAAAUGGAGAGACUGGAAUUAGAAUCAUUGUGUUAUAAGGUUACUCCAGAAGAGUGUGGAAAGAUAAUUUCUCAGUUCCGCUCUGCCAUGACUGGAGAGCCAGCUAUUGGUGAACUUGGACGCAUAAUGCGCUGCUGUAUUCUUCAAAUUCUGGACCAGCGUCCUCCUGAAGAAUCAUUAACACAGUGGAUGACUCGACAAGCUCAUAGUCUCACCAGCUUCCGACUGAAGCCUCCAACUCGUGUUGGGCCCUCUGCUAAGAACAUUGAUGUUGAAAUGCAGGCGGAUGGUGAUGAAGCAGGUCUGGCUCGUCGUCGUGAAGCACGAUCGCACAGCAUGCCAGACUUCUCAGCUCGUGAUGGUGGCUUGAGUACUGGAAGUGCAUAUCCUAUUUAGAACAGCCGUAGGUAAAGGUCAUGAAAGGUAUCAGCAAUCAGCACUGAGAUUAGGUUUGACUAAUCUAAAUGAAGCUGAAUGACUGGAGUUCUGAUGUGUCACAGCUACAGAGAAUGUGUCACACCUGCAGAGAGUCUGUCAUCCAGUUUCCUUUAUCUGUUAUGCUGUGUUCAUCAUACCAGCCAAACAAAGUUUUAAUCUAAAGCUUCUUCCUGAAAACUGCAGAAUCAGAGUAUUGACAAAAAGUUCCUUUAUGAAGAAAAUAAAGGAAAGAUAUAUGUAUAUGUACUUUGUUUUAUUCAUGUAUGAAUCUCAUAAAAAGAUUUUGUAUUUGUCAAAUAGUUCUUUAAUAAGUGCAAAAAUGACCGUAGACAUUUUAUUUCACAAAUCAUAUAUGAACUUCACAAACAAAUGUGAAAGUUGGUGCCAUGGGCUGGCUUUUGUUAGAAGGUAACAUUUUGGGUCAGGGUAAAAGAACAUCUUUUCUGACAGGCUUUACUGUCUAUUUAUCUUUCAUUUUUCCUGAAGCCACAUAAUGGCUUGGUAAUUAUCUGAAGUGUGUGCUUGACAGAAAUUAUAUUUGUUUGACACCAGUAACUAUUCUGAUAUUUAUAUGUUUUUAAUGUCAGAAUCUUUUUUUGAAAUAACAGCUCAUUUAUCUUCAUUGCUGUACUUUCAGGUUUGAUUAUGUUUCAUAGUUUUGCAUUUGUUCAGGUUGUGAAAUUAGCUGUAUAUUUGAGGCAAUAUUGAAUAUAAUAUUACGUGGUAUUUGUUUUCUUUUAACAAGUGUUAUUUUACACAUCUUGGAAUUCAGCUUGGAUUUACAAAUAUGUUGACAUUUCUUGGUUACUUAUGUUCUCUGAUCACCUACACCAAGAGUAUUUAGCAGAUGUGAAAGAUGAUUGAGUAACUUAUGAGGCCUUUCUAAGUUUUAUGUAAUUUGAUAAUUUGUAAAGCUGGGUAAUUUAUUUUUUAUUAGAAAGCUUUAUGCCAUUUGGUGAUUCUGGAUUGAAUUUCUUUUUGCUUUUUCCUGUGGAAUUCAGCUUCCAAUCUCAUCCAUUGCACUUAUUCUCUUUCAUGCUUUUAAUGCACAUUUAUCACAACUGCAAGAUAGCAAUAUCUUUGUAAGGUUUUAUCUGAAGAAAGAAGGCUAGAUUAUGUGCCAGUGAUCUCUGUGUUGUGAGUAUGUAUAUCAUGAAUGUUAUUUUCAACAUGCAGUAAUACAGGAAUGCGUUUUUAACUCAUUCGAUACAAUUGAGCUGUAGCUAUGAAGAUGUUCUUAUCUGCAGGUACAAAGUAUAUAGGAAGAAUUAAGGUCAGAGAUGGCUCCAGAAAAUUGUGGUUUUAGAUAAUAACAUAUUUUAAUACAUUGAUGUACAAUACAUAUAUGCAUUUUUGUUGAAAAGUGAAUGUUUCUUUUAAUGUUACAUUCAUUUUUCACACCUGCCCUCACCAAAUUUCUUGGACUGGAAGAUUGGAGAAUUGCUCAUGCUUAGGCCUUAGUGUGUUUUGUUUUUUUUUGUUUUUUUUUUAAAAAAAGCUUAUGAUGUGGGUUCAUUAACACAAAGGUUUAUCAUACAUAGAUUAGUUCAUGUAUUGAAAAGCUUUAAGAUGAUGCAAUAUAUUGGCUCAGUUUUUUUUUUAACUGAAGUGCUUUUAAGUACUGUUCAUUUGUAUGGUUACAAUCAAAGUAACCAUAAAUAUUUUUUGUUCAGAUUGGUCUGUGUGGCUUCAUUGCUGAAUUAACAAUUGAACAAGAAUAUCUGUGCUAAACUCAUUCCAUAUUUAAAUGGCUUUAUUUUUUGGUUUUUAAAAUGAACAAUAUUUGCAUUUUAUUUAAGAUUUUUUAUUUUUAAGAUGAUUUUAAGAUUUUAUUUGCAAACUUUUUCAAGUUUUAUUGUCAUUCUGUACAAACUUUAUACAUUUUGGAUGUACUUUAUGCAGAUAUUAUAUUUGUAACCAAUAAGGGCUAGGGUUAGGACAUUAUUCCUUUUGAAGUGUCUGAAGAUGGGCAUAAUGUAUAACAUAUAUACAUGCUUUUGGUUUAUGCUCACUUCUUUUUCCAUUUUACCAGUUUGUCUGAUUAACUUAGAAUGUGGUGCCAUAUUCAGAAGUUUAGCAAUUCAAAUAGAUAUAAAACUAGUUUAGAUGUGCAUGCAUGAAUGCAUGUGCAAAUACAAACACACAUGCAUAUAUAUAUAUACGUGGAAACAUGAAUUUAAAAUAAUACCAUCACCAAUUUUUUUUAAAUUAAAUUAAAAUUUUUAAUGUUAUUUUUAAAAUGACCUUCAAAAGGAAACUGUAUCAGGGUUGCCCAACCUACGGCCCAUGAAGGUGUCUCAUGCGGCCUGCGCAUUUUAACUAGACGCAACAUAAGUUCAUUUUGAACAUCAUUAUUCUGGCAAAACCGCCGUGUUCUGGGCUAUGAGAUUUUAUAUCAUGUCCAGUGCUGCCCUCGGGCAAGAAAAGGUUGGGUACCACUGGUAUAGAUUUAUCGAAAAUAUUGUUUAAAAAUCACAGUUGCCAAAAUUUGGAGUUGGAAGACUUCUGAUGUGUAGCAUUGUUACAGUAUUGCCUUCCUACAGUUCAUUAACCUGGUAAUGGCACUAAGUCAUCCCACUUAAAAUAGAUGCAGCUCUUAGUGGCACAGAUGUGUUCUCCGCUUUUUUUCCCACAAACUUCUUCAUAGGAUGUACAAGAGGGGGCAUUAUUGAAAUUGCAGCAUGUGUUUUAUUUAUUGAAAAAGCAAUGAAAGUGAUGAAAGAGUAAAGUGAAGUACUUGCACUUUUGCUAGUCGAAACAAUCACAUUGAUUGAUAUUUGUGCCAAAUGCAACAGUUACAGGGCCUUACAUGAUUUUAAGAAAUAUCAGGAAUUACUGAACUAAAAUGGGCCUUUUGAAGAUAUGUUUAAGGUGCAUAAAUGGUUUCACAAUAAAUUGUUGUGCAUAUUAUUCUUGGGUUUACACUGUAUGCAUUUAAAAAAGUACAUAAGAUGUGAACAUAUGGAAAUAUGAAAAUUUUUAAGAAAGUAGUUUUCAAAGGAAAAUGCAUCAAAUGUCUUGGGACAAUAAAUAAACUGCAGAAUGUCAA
This is a messenger RNA of Pomacea canaliculata, 4130 nucleotides long. RefSeq names its product protein RD3-like. The coding region runs from base 401 to 1039 and encodes 212 amino acids. The record is from RefSeq and is a predicted model, not a curated record. The transcript is spliced from 4 exons. NCBI's taxonomy places the organism in Eukaryota, Metazoa, Mollusca, Gastropoda, Architaenioglossa, Ampullariidae.